AGCCAUGAGAGAAGCUCUAGAGCUGAAGACAAGUAAUACACUAAUGCCAAUGCUGAACGCAUUUCCAAUACUGUAUUAGACCUUCUUCAUUCCUUGACGCCAUUUAUUCCUUCAACUCCCACGCUUAUUUGUACAUGCUUAUACGUUAUCCUUCAAGUUCACCACCGUCUCUAGUAGCAACUCUCUUAUCCAGGGGAAAAUGACCAAACCAUGGUCUCUCGCUCUGGGUUUCAUCUCUCUCUUCCUCCUAUCUCAUGGGGCUUCUGGCUUCACCCGCCCGGGUCCACGAAGGAUCAUCACCACCCGGCACAACAAAUCAGAGUCUCACCCACAACAGGUCCACAUAUCGGCAGUUGGGGCAGAUGGAAUGAGGAUUUCAUGGAUCACGGACGAUAAGCAUGUCCCAUCGAUCGUCGAGUAUGGGAAGGCUCCCGGAAAAUAUGACUUGUCGGCCACCGGAGAGCAUACUUCAUAUCGGUACAUCUUCUAUACCUCCGGCAAGAUCCACCAUGUCAAGAUUGGACCAUUGGAACCUGAUACUGUCUACUACUACCGUUGUGGUGGAGUUGAUGAUGAGUUCAGCUUCAAAACCCUGCCGGCUACUCUUCCCAUUGAGUUCGCCAUUGUAGGUGAUCUUGGACAAACCGAAUGGACUGCAUCAACCUUGGCCCAUGUUGGUAAGACAAACUACGACAUGCUUCUCCUCCCGGGUGAUCUCUCUUAUGCUGAUACGAAUCAACCACUAUGGGACUCAUUUGGACGCCUCGUCGAGCCUUAUGCCAGCAAACGCCCAUGGAUGGUCACCGAAGGCAACCAUGAGAUCGAAACCUUCCUAAUCCUCCAUUCUCACCCCUUUGACGCUUACAAUUCUCGGUGGCGCAUGCCGUAUGAGGAGAGCAGCUCCACCUCAAACCUCUACUAUUCCUUCGACGUGGCUGGUGCAAUUCAUGUCAUCAUGUUGGGCUCCUACACCGAUUUUGACUCCAAAUCAGACCAGUACAAAUGGCUCGUCAAGGAUCUAGCUAAGGUCGAUAGAGGGAAGACACCAUGGCUUAUCGUACUCCUCCAUGCACCAUGGUAUAACACCAAUACAGCUCACCAAGGGGAAGGGGAGGCCAUGAGGAAGGCCAUGGAGUCACUACUCUACAAUGCUCGGGUCGAUGCCAUCUUCGUUGGACAUGUCCAUGCCUAUGAGCGCUUCACAAGGGUCUAUGACAAUAAAGCCAAUUCUUGUGGUCCAGUGCACAUAACCAUUGGCGAUGGAGGGAAUAGAGAAGGUCUUGCAAGAGACUUUGAUGAGGACCACAAGAGUGCUUCUCUCUCGUUGUUCCGCGAGGCGAGCUUCGGGCACGGGCGGCUGAAGGUGGUGAAUCGAACUCAUGCACAUUGGUCGUGGCACCGGAAUGAUGACUCUGAGUCGACGGUCGCAGAUGAGGUGUGGCUCGACAGCCUCAGUGCAUCAGAAGCAUGUAAAAUUGACCCAAGUCUUCCAUUUUCUGGCACUGCCGUAGUGGAUGAACUAUAGAUAAUGGAAAUGUAUGCCAUUAGAUAUGUUAAUGACCAAUUACUCUAGUGGAUUAACAGGAAAUAUAUAUGAAUCCAUGCAUCCAGACUUCAGCUGACCUCCCUAGGAUCGGUUGUUUCUCGUGAAGUUAUUAUAAGGGUUUACUGGGUGGGCCAAAUUGGUUUUGGGCUUUAAAUUUUGACUCGAAUGC
Molecule: messenger RNA, 1715 nt
Organism: Elaeis guineensis (African oil palm)
Lineage: Eukaryota; Viridiplantae; Streptophyta; Magnoliopsida; Arecales; Arecaceae
Product: purple acid phosphatase 22
Molecular function (GO): acid phosphatase activity; metal ion binding
Source: RefSeq, a predicted model, not a curated record